AUGGCAACUGAACGAGAGCCCCAGGACUACCAGUAUGCGAGCGAAUCGUUGGACCAGUUCGCUACAUACGAGGAUUACUUGGACUCCCAGCUGAGCGAGACCGAUUUGUUCUACUUAGAGGACGAGGAGCUGGCUCGGCAGCUUGUAGAGCUGGGAUAUCGUGGAACUGGCGAGACUCUAAGAAGAGACGACUUCGAGGCGAGGAAAAAAGCCGAGCGAGAGCGCAAUGCACACAAGACGAGUGUUCCCAAGCCACUGGCAAGUGCUGGCAAAGAUCUCUCGCAGUACCCGUUCUUGGCAGCUUUAGCAAGUCGAGAAGACCUCGUUCGCAAUGGCAAACUGACGUGUAUCAUCUUCAUUCGAGACAAAAACGCCAAGGGACAAGAGAUUAGCGGCUAUAUCGACUACGCGCUGCGUCUGAAAAAUGAACCGUUCGAGCCAUAUUUCGAGCGCAAGAAGAAGCUGCUACCGAAAUCCUCGGAUCUGAGCUACUACAAUUGGGAGACUCAGACUUCCACUUCUAACUCCACACCAAAUUUCCAAGUGAUCGCUGACAGUGAAACUGGGCUACUGUUUAAAAACAAACGCGACAGGAAAGUCGUCAACGUUGAUCCAAAAGCGAACCCAGGUGACAACUCGACACGAACAGAGAUCAAGACAAAAGAGUAUCUACAAGUAGUGCUGUAUGACCACAUGACUCGACGCAAGACCUAA
Phytophthora infestans T30-4 is the source of this 714-nucleotide messenger RNA. RefSeq lists its product as uncharacterized. The record is from RefSeq and is a predicted model, not a curated record. Bases 1 to 714 code for a protein of 237 amino acids. Lineage: Eukaryota; Oomycota; Peronosporomycetes; Peronosporales; Peronosporaceae. The transcript has 3 exons.